Molecule: messenger RNA, 3050 nt
Organism: Magallana angulata
Lineage: Eukaryota; Metazoa; Mollusca; Bivalvia; Ostreida; Ostreidae
Exons: 18
Coding region: 120-2426 (768 amino acids)
Source: RefSeq, a predicted model, not a curated record
AAAUGUUUUAGAAUUUGCAGUAAAUUCUAGGACAGUUAUAUAUAUUCAAGCUAGACUUUGUCAUGUAAAUAUUUAUCUCACGCCCGGGCUUGGAGUAAACCUAAAAGAAAACUGAGGAAAUGAAUGAAUUCAAAGGAACUAUUAUUUUUAAAUUAGUGAUAGUUUUUCAGACUUUUGGGAAUAUAUUAACGAUAUUUGUGGAAUUAUCUGACUAUGGUGCCAUUUUAUUAGAUCCGCCUGGGCGUGGUUCCCUCUGGAGACACAACAUUUCGGGGGCACCGGUCAACUACAGGGACCACCGACAAAACUGUGGAGGGGUGCAGUCUCAGUGGAAAAACAACAACGGAAAGUGCGGACUAUGUGGAGAUCCUUGGAAUAAACCACGUGAUCACGAAUUUGGCGGGAAAUACUUUACAAAUCACAUUUCAUCAACAUAUCAAAAAGGAUCUGUGAUAAAUUUAACAGUUUUCACAAACUUAAAUCCUUCUGGUUGGAUGGAAUUCAGACUUCUUCCAUAUGACACUGAAAUCUCGUCUAUUUCACAUAAUUAUUUACUCCAUAUCGGAGAUUCUCGGACAAGGAGAUACAGGGUUCGAAGAUCCGGAUACCACGUGAUACCGGUCAGACUGCCGACAGAUGUGGAGUGUGAACGAUGUAUACUUCAAUGGAAAUUUCAUACAGGUGCUUCGUGGGGGUGUAAUGACAUUGAUCAGACUGACUGUUGCUAUGGCUGCGGAACGGAUCAGGAAGAGUUUUACAACUGUGCAGAUGUAUCUAUCGCGCAUGGGACCGGAAAUACUGAUCAGUCUUUCGAACAACAGCACGACGAACAAUUAAAAUUUAAGAGAAAACAUAUUUCGCCUAGUUCUGACUUGAUGCGAUGGUGGUGUCUGUCCCAGUGUGAGGGAGAGGAGUGUAGUGGUCCGCCAUGUUCCGGACUCUCCCGCCACCGGAGAUCCUCCAGUAUUUGUUUGGCGGCUGGGGCAUGGGCAGGACAGGCAAACAUGGACACGUGGUGCCAGAACAACUGUGCCACGGGGUACUGCCCAGCCUCGCACUGCCGGUGUCAGAACGUGAAUCCAGUCACCACAACAACCAGCACAACAACCACAACUCAAUCUACAACCAGUACAACAGUACCGACAACAACGGAAACGACAACGACGACAACCGAACAAACAACGACGCAUGCGCACUCCACUAUUACUACUACAUCACAAAAUGAAAAUGCCCCUGGUAUUGUCCGCGUGCUCGUCAGUAGGGGCUGCCAUUACUGCAAGGGCCGAAAUGAUAAUACCUGUGAAGAUCUCUACUGCCCCGGAUAUAAUGUUGCUGAUAUUAAGGACACGGGCACACUGACCCAGAAAAUCACAGAACUCUCCAACUAUUUCUGUACAACGUGUGACACUAGCGACUCCAUCUGCCAAAGGCUCUUUUGUUCCCAAGAUAACAUAAUGGUUAGCUUUGGACUGCAUACAAAAUGUCGGCUCUGCCAGAUGACGGGAGACUGCCAAAGUUAUCCAGAAUGUGAUCAGAUAAAUGGUAUAGAGACCACUACCACUACCCCGGUCACAACCACCCAACCAACCACUACCACUGCUGCCAUUAAUAUUGUUCCUUCUAAGAAGACAUGUAUAGCCAUCAAUUACUACUCUCAAAUAAUUGGAAUGAACAAAUGGUGUCAAGAUAAUUGUGGAUCCUCGACUGACGCAAGCUGUUACCCGGAUGUUUGCCAAUGUUCAGAUCCCUCGAUGCCACUGAUUCAGAAAUUAGACACUGGUGACGUCACGACUUGUAAGGCCAUAGGUCAAGUGGCUAACAUUCCCGGAAUGGACAAGUGGUGUACAGACAACUGUCCUAAUAAUUGUCCGGAGACUUACUGUUCGUGCUCCGUCAAACCUGUUACGCAGUCUCCAACAACAUCACAAACUACAACCAAAACAACAACAAAUCCCCCAACAACUACUUCCCAGACAAUAACAAUUAAAGCGACAACAACACCAGCCAGAGUAACAACAGUGGAGGACAUCGUCUCUGGAACAACAUCUAUUAAUACCACACCCGGAGUAACCAUACUGCCGCCAAAGACAACUACAGCCUCUAAAGGUAUUGGAGGUGUAGACUAUUACUCCAUCAAUGCAAUGAACGGCAUUCUGUGUAACAUAUGCAGCAGUGACCCCGGCCUCUAUCGGGAGUGCUCGGACCUUUACUGUGCCAGAUACGAUAACAGUGUUGGUGACCCAUCAGACAAAUUAAAUCGAGCUUUGAACUACUCUCCUGAACUUUUCUGUGGAGUGAAAGGAAAAGACUCCAUAUUCUGUGAACCGGCUCCCAUGAUCCGCCCCUUUAUACAAAGCUCACUCUGUUCCGCCUGUGUGUACCUAACCCCUAACCAAAACUGCCACACCUAUUGCAGCAGUUCCUGAUACACGAGAAACAUUUAUAUUCUAGAUUCUACUACGACGAAAUCCAAGAACCUGCAAGUGAUAUAUUAUUUGUGUUGUUGAUCAAACAGUAUUAACGUUGAAGUUAGAUGUUAGAGUUUUUCCCUUUAUUACCAUUUCCUUGUAACUUAGCAUGUAAAUAGACUUGUUAUUUUCCUUCUGUGUUAAAAAUGGCUCGUUUUGGGGGACCUGAAAACUUACAACAUACGCAUGUAUAUUAUGUUCAAACCAAUGAAUCAAGGUUUAUGGCGUCAGUGAUUUUAAAGUUUACGAUCUACAAUUGUCUUGUUUUGAUUUACAAUCUGACACUGUUAAAAGAUAAAUAAAAAUGUCACCAAACAAAUUUGUGAGCAUCCUGUUGUUAUAAAACGGAGUAGAUUUCUCACAGGAGUUUCCUAGAGGUCGGAAUGUUCGCUACACCCUUCACUAUGGUUAGUUGUGUAGAACGUCCAAAACAUGAUGGCAGCGACAGCGAACAUCCCCAGAAGAGGGACAGCAAUGAGCAAGCGUGACAGGAAAUCACGGCUGAAUGACCGCAUUUAAAGAAAACUCGCGCGCUACGUUGAGAUCGGGUCUAUCUAAAAAGCAGUUAAAAUAACCUUUAAU